Messenger RNA from Rhopalosiphum maidis (corn leaf aphid), 537 nucleotides. RefSeq lists its product as uncharacterized. The coding region runs from base 1 to 537 and encodes 178 amino acids. The transcript has 3 exons. NCBI's taxonomy places the organism in Eukaryota, Metazoa, Arthropoda, Insecta, Hemiptera, Aphididae. The record is from RefSeq and is a predicted model, not a curated record.
AUGGUAUGCAAACUAAAUAAAUCUCUAUAUGGACUGAAACAGAAAACAACAAACAGUUGUAAUCAGAACCGAUGCGAUAUGUGGAGUACUAUGGAUAAGAAGUCUAUAUCAUUUUUAAAUUUAGAUGUUAGUGAACCUACACUACUCUAUGAAGAUAAUCAAAGCUGCAUAAAGUUAACAUCAAAUCCUGGAUACCAUAAACGUACCAAACAUAUUGAUAUAAAACUCCACUACAUUCGAAAAAAAGUUCAAGACGGAACGGUACAGUUAAAAUACAUUCAUACAACUGAUCAAGAAUCUGAUAUGCUGACAAAGUCCCUGCCCACAAUCAACUCAAGGUCUACUUUGUCCAUACCUCCUUCAAAAAGUGACAUUAUGGCUGCUCUUGAUAAACUUCGUUGUGAAGUUUUAUCUACAAAUAAAAAUAUUUUGUCCACUCUAACUUUGCAAUUUGAGGAAUUGAAAAAUGACCUAAAGCAACUAUCUUUGCAAAUUAUUGAAUUAAAGUUUGAAAUACCACCUUACGCAGUGAACUAA